Messenger RNA from Hyaloscypha bicolor E, 740 nucleotides. RefSeq lists its product as uncharacterized. The coding region runs from base 175 to 438 and encodes 87 amino acids. The transcript has a single exon. The record is from RefSeq and is a predicted model, not a curated record. NCBI's taxonomy places the organism in Eukaryota, Fungi, Ascomycota, Leotiomycetes, Helotiales, Hyaloscyphaceae.
GGGAGAUUAUACUAGAAGGGAAUAAUUAUAUACUAGAAUAGCUGGCCAUAGCCCCAAGCUACCUUAGCCGGACUAUCUUUAUAGGACUCCAGGCUUCUUUACCUCAGAGAAAAGCACGAAGAACCUCCCUUCUGGAUCUCAAUCCUAGUACGCUCCUCUAACCUGUAUAGUUUAAUGUCUAGGGAGGGUCCUGGCCGUAAAACGCUAAUACUUAAAGAAAGAGGAAUAGAUCCAUUUUGCCAAAAUAACCCAUAUAAUCCUCGAACCGUUCUUAUAUUACCUCUAAGCCUCGCAUUAUACCUCCCGAGUCUGGUCCUCAAGUCCUUAUCCUAUCAAGAAUCGUAUACCUCCCAAAGCCAAGCCUAUACUAGUAAAGUACUAAACCCAAAAGAAUAUAAGAGUAUAUCCCAAAUAUCUCCUUACUCCUACGGAUGGUAAUUAGCACCCGCUAUAGUCGGUAUCCUUCGUAGAACGAGCGGAAUGAGGACGACCCGAUAUACUGGCGAAGUCGAAGUCGAAAAGAAUCGUGCGAGCGGUUAAGGUCGAGGUUGAUCGAUAAAAGAGACACGGUGUCUCGUCGAGGGGAGGAGUCGGCGAGUUAGAGCGGCGGCGGCGGUGAAGGAGGAGGAGAUUCGAUCAUUGUUGCCAGGUCGGGACUCAAUCCUAGCCCUGUAUUCUCCAAAGAGACUGUAAUCGGUGGACCAGCUACUACAGGUUACCAGACCGCACCACGAGGAGGU